AUGAACCUCCUUAAUCAAAGCUGGGACAUACUCACAAAUCCCAAGCACACAAGAUGGCUCGCACCUCUCCAAAUCCUCGGCGACGCAGCAUUAUGCGCCCUCAUCAUCUCCACGGUUCCUUACACAGAAAUUGACUGGAAAACCUACAUGCAACAAAUAACCCUCUACCUCCGUGGCGAAAGAACCUAUUCCAAAAUCUCCGGCGACACAGGUCCUCUCGUCUACCCAGCCGCCCACAUCUACAUCUACACCACCCUCCACAACCUCACAUCUUCCGGCGAAAACAUCUUCCUCGCACAAACCCUCUUCGCAGCCCUCUACUUGUUUACUCUAUACAUCGUAAUCCAAACAUAUCGACAAGCUGGCGUACCACCUUAUAUAUUCCCGUUACUAAGUUUGAGUCGGAGGGUUCAUAGUAUUUUUAUGCUGAGGAUGUUUAAUGAUUGUUUUGCGGGGAUGUUUUUGUUUGCGGGGGUUUAUGCGUUGCAGAAAAAGUGGUGGGGGGUUGGGGCGGUGGUGUAUAGUUUGGGUGUUGGGGUCAAGAUGAGUUUGGUGUUGGCUUUGCCGGCGGUGGGGGUUAUUUUGCUUGCUUUUCCGUUCAUUGCUGGAGCGUUGACUGGAGGGAAUACUUCCGCCAAGGACUAUUUCUCUCGAGCGUUCGAGUUCUCUAGGGUCUUCCUAUACAAGUGGACUGUGAAUUGGAGAUUCGUGGGUGAGGAGAGGUUCUAUUCGAAAGGAUUCUCGUACGGACUACUGGCUGGACAUUUCUUCUUGCUGUACACGUUCAUCACGACUCGUUGGCUCCGUCCGUCCAACUGGAGUUUGCCAGAAGCCAUUGGAGCUCUCGCGAAACCACCAUCGAAGGAACAUCAAGCCAGGAUCUCGAGGAGGGUCACGCCGGACUUCAUUUUGACUUCUAUCCUGUCCGCUGUGAUGAUUGGGUGCUUGUGUGCUCGCAGCCUGCAUUACCAAUUCUUCGUCUACAUCGCUUGGUCGACACCAUAUCUGCUGUGGAGGAGUGGCGUGCAUCCGGUGCUGAUAUACAUCAUAUGCGCUGCACAAGAGUAUGGCUGGAAUGUGUACCCGAGCACAAACCAAAGUUCGAUGAUUGUGGUCGGCUGUCUUGCAUUGACCGUUGUUGCGACCUGGCUGGGCACGGGCUCCAGUUCUGAUUGUCGCAAGGACGGAAAGGCGCAAAAGCAGAACGGGCAUGUAAAGCAUGAGCAUGCAGAAUAG
Molecule: messenger RNA, 1236 nt
Organism: Pseudocercospora fijiensis CIRAD86
Lineage: Eukaryota; Fungi; Ascomycota; Dothideomycetes; Mycosphaerellales; Mycosphaerellaceae
Product: glycosyltransferase family 58 protein
Exons: 3
Coding region: 1-1236 (411 amino acids)
Cellular component (GO): endoplasmic reticulum
Molecular function (GO): dol-P-Man:Man(5)GlcNAc(2)-PP-Dol alpha-1,3-mannosyltransferase activity
Source: RefSeq, a predicted model, not a curated record